CACAAGCAUUCAUCUUUGUUCAAACAACAAUGCCGAAACUUGACAAACUUGGUUUUGAUGAGAUGAUCAUCAUUAGCAAGAAAAUGUUUUAUGGUGGCUUUGCCUUUCUUCCUUUCCUAUGGUUGGUCAACUUUCUCUAUUUCUUUCAACAAACUCGGAAACCUUCUGCACCAAAACAACUCAAACAUUAUGUUUACUUAUCCUUGGGUGGAUGUUUACUUUGGUUCAUUGUUUUGACAACCUGGUAUGGAAUAUUUGUGAAUGAACGAACGUAUUGGGGUGCUUUAGGUGACAAGUUGACGGUGGUGAUACCUAAAGGUAGUUAGUUAUAUUGACAAUCAUUUUGAUCCUAUAUACCCAUAUCUUUUUUCACUGUAUUUUAUACCCUCUUAUCAUCCAACGGAAUAUUAUUCCAAUCUUUUGUACAUAAAAUUGAUAUGCAAAAAUAAAUAAAGAACAAGUCAUUAGAUAUGUAUAUA
This is a messenger RNA of Halteromyces radiatus, 479 nucleotides long. Its product is annotated as gamma-secretase aspartyl protease complex, presenilin enhancer-2 subunit. The transcript is spliced from 2 exons. Lineage: Eukaryota; Fungi; Mucoromycota; Mucoromycetes; Mucorales; Cunninghamellaceae. Bases 30 to 326 code for a protein of 98 amino acids. Gene Ontology annotation, cellular component: gamma-secretase complex. The record is from RefSeq and is a predicted model, not a curated record.